UUGGCGGUACAGUUUUUCUGAUCGCCCAAGUUGGCAGCCUUAAGAUGUUUUGAAGCGGGAGCCAAAUUGCAAAACCUGAGAUGACACCGGAAUUCGCAGAUUACCUAGAAAGAGAUAAACAGUCCGUGAUGGAAAUCGCCCCGGACGGCUGUAAGGAACACUAUCUUUGGAUAUACGAAAAGACAAGGAUAACCGCUGAAGAACUGGCGCGGCCCUUUUCUCGAGAGGAAGUCGAGGAGUUGUGCCGGCGUACCAAAGUCAAGGUGCAAAUGUAUAGAAAAAACUGUGUUUUUGAAGCCAAAAAACGAUUCGAGGCAAAGGGCCGGUUUAAAGACGCCUCCCAACGCUAUAUUGACAAGAUGCUGAUUAAAGCGGUAAAGCGAAAAAUGGUGACGCCGUAUUCGGACGAGGAGGUGUCCAAGUGGAGGAGUAUCAACCGCAGUCUUCUUAAAGAACAAAAUCUUCGACGUUUGGAGAUUGGGCGCCAAAGCCGAAGAAGCCUCUCAAGAGAGUCAAAGUCUUCCCGCAAAUCGAAUUACACAAAUGACAAUAUCUCGGAUGUGGAGCUGAUGUCCUCCCAAUCAAGUGCCUCUAAAGAAGACAUCUUGGACUUGGACUCUCAUUUGGAAGACGGUGGACUCGUUGGCAUAGGAGACACAGAAUCAGCACCUGUGGAUAUGUAUCCACGAAUGAAAUUGGUGAAAAGAACCGAUAUCUCAGACUUUGGCGAUAUAAUAGAGGAGGAUUACAACUACAACAGCGAGAUGCUACUUCAGGAUAUAGGCGAGAGCCAAAGCCAGAAUCAGGACGCAGGAGGAGGCCAGAGCCAGGAGCUGAGCAUCGGGCCAAGCGAGGAAAUACAUCCGAGUCUUUUGAAUCUGGACUGGGUCCAGGCCGGAAUUGAACUGAACUCUGAAAGCAUUCUUGAUGAAAAAAACACCCAAUCCCAGAGGAGUGACGAUACAAACUAUGAGAUCUUUGGAACCCAAGUGGUGGGCGCAUCUACCCAGGAUUCGGUCUCCCAAUGA
Molecule: messenger RNA, 1028 nt
Organism: Drosophila bipectinata
Lineage: Eukaryota; Metazoa; Arthropoda; Insecta; Diptera; Drosophilidae
Gene: cav
Product: caravaggio
Source: RefSeq, a predicted model, not a curated record